Molecule: messenger RNA, 1200 nt
Organism: Rotaria socialis
Lineage: Eukaryota; Metazoa; Rotifera; Eurotatoria; Philodinida; Philodinidae
Source: the annotation of a GenBank genome assembly
AUGGGCAAUACCCUUCUGGAUAGAUUACGUUCAAUGCAGACUGAAUUGACUGGCAUUCGUCAAGAUAUUCACUCUCAUCCGGAGUCAGCCAUGAAAGAAUUACGUACAUCUUCUAUAGUUGCUACUAAACUUAAACAAUGGGGCUUAACUGUUACUGAAGGAGUAGGCAAUCUGGGUGUAGUUGGCACGUUGAAAAGUAACAUACCAGGCAAUCAAUCAAUUGGCCUUCGUGCUGAUAUGGAUGCUCUUGAAAUUGGCGAAAAGAACGAUCUACCAUAUGUUUCUACGAAUUUUGGUAUCAUGCAUGCUUGUGGCCACGACGGACAUACAGUGAUGCUACUUGGUGCAGCUAAAUAUCUAUCAGAAAAUCGAGAUUCAUUCUAUGGAACUGUGCACUUUAUUUUUCAACCAGCUGAAGAAAAUGGUGCUGGCGCUCUUCAUAUGAUUGAAGAUGAAUUAUUCGAUCGAUUUCCAAUGGAUGCAAUCUAUGGAUUGCAUAAUGCUGCAGGUUUACCCGUUGGAGAAUUUGCCAUUCGAUCAGGUUCAAUGAUGUCAGCAGCCGAUACUUGGACUGUUACAUUUCGAGGUACGGGUGGUCAUGGUGCUGCACCACAUUUAGCUACCGAUGUAACUGUGUUGCUAGCACAAUUCAUUCUAUCAUUACAAACAAUCAUUAGUCGUAAUAUCGAACCAACAGAUCCUGCUGUGAUAAGUGUUGGUGCAAUUGAAGGUGGAUAUUUUAGAUCAUUAAAUGUAUUACCCUCAGAAAUUCGUGUUGGUGGUACUGCCCGCAGUUUUACAAAAGGAGUGCGAGAUACUAUUGAACAACGUAUGAAAGAGUUAGCACAUGGUCUUGCGACUAGUUUCGGAUGUAAAGCUGAUGUAGUAUACAAUCGAGAAGGAAUUUCACUUGUUAAUGAUGUUCAAUCGACAGAACGUGCCAUUAGAGCAGCCGAAAGUCUCGUCAGUGCCAAAAGCGUCUUUGGAAACAUACCACCAAUAAUGGGCUCAGAAGAUUUUGCUGAAAUGCUUGAACACAAAGCAGGCGCAUAUAUAUUUAUGGGAAAUGGAAAUAACUCUGGUGCAUUGCAUUCGCCAACAUAUAACUUCAAUGAUGAUGCUACAAUUUUCGGUGUGGGCUAUUGGAUUAGUCUAGUACAACAAGAACUUCAAAAUAAGCUUCGCGUAACUACACUGUAA